This is a messenger RNA of Entrophospora sp. SA101, 135 nucleotides long. Lineage: Eukaryota; Fungi; Glomeromycota; Glomeromycetes; Entrophosporales; Entrophosporaceae. The record is from the annotation of a GenBank genome assembly.
AUGUCUCUUUUAAAAUGGCUUGUAAUGGGAUCUGGAAAACAAACAACAAACGAAACAUGGAAUAAUGGCUCAGAAAAAUAUUUCGGUUUGGAAAACUGUUUUAUGUUGUGGUAUGAAAAUCAACCUUUCAAUUGA